This is a messenger RNA of Uranotaenia lowii, 1673 nucleotides long. RefSeq names its product dynein axonemal assembly factor 3 homolog (gene Dnaaf3). Gene Ontology annotation, biological process: motile cilium assembly; axonemal dynein complex assembly. Lineage: Eukaryota; Metazoa; Arthropoda; Insecta; Diptera; Culicidae. Bases 212 to 1591 code for a protein of 459 amino acids. The record is from RefSeq and is a predicted model, not a curated record. The transcript is spliced from 2 exons.
AUCAAUUGUAUAAAGAUUUAAUAACGUUUUUAAAUUUCUGCAAAAAAGGAUCUUUAUGUAAACUUCUUAACAUAUGAACAAUACUGUAAUAUGUAAUGAUUACCAUGGUUACACUUGUACAGUUUAUUGUGUGAUCAAUAUUUGUAGCUGUUCAUAAGUCGCGUCUUACUUCCCCUGAUUCAGUGUCAGUACUUGCUAGAAGAUAAAAAAAAUGUUUUGGGGUUUCAGCGAAGCAUUGAACCUUUUUGAAGAGUAUUGCCGAUAUUAUGACCCCAACGAAGCCCCGCCGGAAGAACUGAACAUUCUUCUAUUCGGACUCGGUGAUCCACGGCACAUUUUGAAAAGUGCAUCUAAAUCGUUUCUCCACUCAACAAGACUGAACUUUUUCCUCGCGGAGGGAUGCUUGGAAUUGAUAGCUCGAAAUCUGCUACUCACCUCGAUUGCUUUCGAAAAUGGACAGCAGCUAUCGGUCAAAGGCAAAACUCACCUGUUUAUGGACAUCUUUGGAAACACUUUGCUGCGCCCUUUCUCCAGCGGGUACAUCAAUGCAAAAGCCCGGGUGCUUACGGAUAUGAUUACAGAUUUCGAUAAGGCCGAACGGAUUGCGCCGAUUUUCUCACUUGAAGGGCUGCGUUACAAGGAGCGGGACGGCUUGGAGAAUGUGUUCAACUUUUGGACUAACCACCAGAAGCACGUGUUCAAUGUAGCGCACUACUGGGAUGCUCGUUUGCGUCAAACUUUAGGCAUCCGAUAUGACCACAAAAUGGGCGCGUUUGAUUGGGAUCUUCACAUGCGAUUGCGAGAGAACGGAGCUAAGCAGAUUUGUAACCAAGAGUAUAAACAUUGGCGCAGUACCGGAAUUGCCUUCACCUUUCCCGAGUACGAACAAAGUGAUCCGAACAAAACGCUGGCCGUUGGACUAGCGCGAGAUGGCGAUAGCUAUCGCCAUCGGGGUUUGGUGGGAGACAUGAGCGUAGGGCCGUUUAUUUCGUUCGGAAUUAGAGUUCCCGAGGAAGAACUAUCUCAUUCGAAGCAUGGUGUCAAUGAUUAUCGCGCAACUGACAUCACGGAACGAAACAUUUUCGAGAUAAUGUAUGAGUUGCAGGAAAGAAAAGAGUACGUUUUAGACAUGAAGGAUAUACAUCAGUACGGAACAUACGUUUUGGAUCCCGGCCGAAAUUUAAACAAAGAUCAAAUAAGAGUAGAAUCAGUCGAUGCAUGUAAAUACGAUCAACCACUGAUUCCUUGUAAAAAUCUGAAAAUUUCUUACAUUUCGAUCGACGAUGUUUUGAAAAUUCAAGCAAAACCAGAGCAUAGAAACAAAUAUGACAUGGUCUUAGUGGCGAAUAACUAUUUCUCAUUCUUGAAAGCAGACUUUUGCCAGUUAUUGAAACCUGAUGGAUUAUUGUUUUUAGAAACUCGGCAUUUGACUACAGAUGGUAAAGAAGACAUCAGCAAGUUCACCACUCAACUUAGAGAUUACGCCAAGAAUCUCGCGCUGAAACCUUUGACUAAUUUCGCGAUUAAUGUACCUUACUCAACUCUACGAUACAAGAACGUUCUUCAAGCACAAGGAAACAAUUCGGAAUAAAUUCGCAUCUGUAUAUUUUUAUAGAAUCCCCAGAAACACCCCCUCAAAUAAUAAAAACUUAACAAACCUAUGACGUAGCUAU